Messenger RNA from Cyprinodon tularosa, 2534 nucleotides. RefSeq names its product methenyltetrahydrofolate synthetase domain containing (gene mthfsd). The coding region runs from base 119 to 1552 and encodes 477 amino acids. The record is from RefSeq and is a predicted model, not a curated record. Gene Ontology annotation, cellular component: cytoplasm. The transcript is spliced from 8 exons. Gene Ontology annotation, molecular function: RNA binding. Lineage: Eukaryota; Metazoa; Chordata; Actinopteri; Cyprinodontiformes; Cyprinodontidae.
CCGUAGCAGCGAUAAACAUUGACAAGCAGCUGUUUCUACAUGUUAAUGCUCACGUGGAGGAUUUCCCAGCGCAGUUCAGUGUUGAAGCAUCAGUCCUUUUCCAACACAAAACAACAUCAUGGAGCCUGUCAUCAAAAUAAACCCAGGAGCGUCGAAGUGGGACAUCCGCCAGAAAGUUUGGGACUUCAUAGAAGAAAAGAACCUAGCUAACUUUCCCAGGCCUGUUCACAACAGAAUCCCAAACUUUAAGGGGGCCUUCGGAGCCUGCGGCAAAGUGGCAGAAUUGCAGGCUUUCGCCCAGACAGCUGAGGUGAAAGUGGAUCCUGACAAACCUCUGGAGGGUGCUCGGUUUGCAGUGCUGCAGGCACAAAAAACUUUGUUGGUUCCAACUCCUCGUCUUCGCUCUGGUCUCUUCAAUAAGAUCACUCCCCCGCAGGGUGCCAACAAGGAGCAGCUGCGUGUUUGUUGUUCUUCUCAGGGUGUAAAGGACUUUAGUGUUCCUGUUGGCCUGGAUGCAACAGUGAAGGUGGACCUGGUGGUUGUUGGCUCUGUGGCAGUUUCUGAGAAAGGCUGCCGGAUUGGAAAGGGGGAGGGCUUUGCAGAUAUGGAGUGGGCCAUGAUGGCUUCCAUGGGAGCUGUGAAUGAAUCCACCGUGGUCGUCACUGUUGUCCAUGACUGCCAGGUGGUAGAUAUUCCAGAGGAGCUCAUGGGGAGUCAUGACCUAACAGUCGAUUACAUCCUCACUCCAACCAGAGUCAUUAAAACUGAAUGCAAGCUGCCCAAACCGCAGGGAAUCAUCUGGACUAAGCUGGAUGCAGAAAAGUUGGAGAAAAUUCCCAUCCUGAAGAAGCUGCGCGCUCUGGAGGAACAGGCUGGGAAGGAUGUGACUCUGGGAACACAGUCGCAUACUGCAGAGCCUGGUCUGCAAACUAAUCUACCAAAAAGACAACCACGACGGAGGCCAAGGCGGAACACACAACAGGAUACCGAGGGAGAAACCAGCCAGGAAUCCAGGCAGGAGAAAAAAGGAGAGGCAGAUCAGAAAGCCAGACAGCAGCCAGCUAGAGUCAGGAAAGAGAGCAGGGGAAGUGGCAAAGGAGAGGAGGAGGGAGAAGCUGGUAAAGUGGUGAAAGGCAGGAGCAGGAGGAGGAUGAAGGAGCAGGGCCCAGAGGAAGGUGGAGGUGAAACAGUGAGCCAAAGGAAGCUCCCUCAAAGUGUCACCACUGUUUACCUGGGAGGAAUCCCUGCCGGCCUGCGCGUCAGCGAGCUGAAAGUGGCCCUCAGGGAGAGGAAGGCUGCUCCGCUGAGGCUCACCUGGCAGGGGGCCCAGCACAGAGCCUUCCUGGACUACAGUGACCCUCAGGUGGCAGACCAGGCCCUGGAGGCGCUGCAGGGUCUCUGUCUGAACGGUCACAGCCUGCAGGCCGAGCCUGCCAAGAGCCAGCGGGGACACAAGAGGUCCGGACAGAGACAAAAACCAUCAGUGGCCGCAGAGUCCAAAACGCCCCCGACAGGUUCUAAAAGUGACACCGCCAAGGAGGCGGAGAACUAACAGCAACAGGCAGCGCUAUGUUUGCGUUAAUGCACGUUUAAUCCCCUUAGAAGUGUUUAGCUGCUUCAUUUGUAGCAUUUCAGAUGGAAUCUGUUACAUGAAGUCAAUGUUCUUAGUUAUAUUAAAGCAAAAGAAGGACCUGAAGGAGUGAGGAAAUUAAAUUUGGUGUCAGUAUUAAAUAUUACAUGAAAUACAUUUGUUGUAAAGUUUUGAGGCGAAAAAUAUCUUUAAAAAUGUCCAGAUGUGCCUUCGUCUGUUCACACCUAACUCUUAUUACGUUUGGAUGAUCUUCCUCCCUGAAGGUUCAUUUCUUACUGCAGGUCAUCUUGUUUCUACAAUUCUUUUUUUUUUUUUUUUUCCGAUUGAAAGACAUCAGAUUUUUAAAGUUGUUUUCAUAUUUGGUUGGUAAUAAUAUAUAAAUUAAAAAUUAAAAAUGUGUGCAAGGAAACCACCAUCUAGUAGACUAAGAAAUACAAAUGCUAUAUUGGGCACAUUAGACCAGACUAACAUAAAAAAAAGCAAAUGUAAAAUUAGCAUAGAGGCUACAUCUUUAGUUCAUUUCAUUUCUUACUAGUUUUUACUGUCUGGUUUUUGGGGGUUUUCUUUACCAAAUAAAAUAUUAAGUAAUAUUUUAUUAUUCAAUAUUCCAUUGGAAACCACGGACACCAUGUGUGUUCUUCUAGACAAACUUGGAAAGUCAACCAUUUUUUUUUCUAUAUUUGCUACAAUUUGCUAACAGUGAUUAUAGUCCUAAUCUGGCUUUAUUUAUUUUCACUCAUUUGUGGGAUUUAACCCCCCCCCCAAAAAAUCCAAGUUUUGAAGUUGGAGUUUAAGACACACGUUGAGGCAGAAUUGUUUGCUUCUUUUACAUGUUUGUUAUGGAUAUUUUUGAACUGAUAUUAAUUCUUUAAACUUUUUUUUUUACUGUGACUUAAACGAUCCUCUCUGUUUAAACUGUUUAACUCUAUUAAAGCAUUUAGUC